Lytechinus variegatus (green sea urchin) is the source of this 4563-nucleotide messenger RNA. Its product is annotated as WD repeat-containing protein 11-like. Bases 123 to 3941 code for a protein of 1272 amino acids. NCBI's taxonomy places the organism in Eukaryota, Metazoa, Echinodermata, Echinoidea, Temnopleuroida, Toxopneustidae. Gene Ontology annotation, molecular function: protein binding. Gene Ontology annotation, cellular component: cytoplasm. The record is from RefSeq and is a predicted model, not a curated record. The transcript has 24 exons.
AUGGCGCUGGAGCUGUCUAAAUAAGUGAUUGAGAUUUCUGUUCGACAUCAUCCGGGCCACAGCGCAGGCUGUGCCGUUUGUUUCUAGUGUGUCCAAAGAGGUCCAGAACCAAAGCUAAGAAGAUGAACAUUUCUCCUCGGACAAUCACUGGGGGUUUGCAUCCUCUCAACAAAGGGGCGUGUGAUUGGGGAUGGCAAAAUUUGUUCGCAUAUGGCUGUCACACUUCAGUGGUUGUUAUAGAAACCAAAGGCAUUCAGAUAAUUCAAACGCUUGAGAAGCACCGUAGUCCGGUGGUUCAAGUUCAGUGGGCCAGAGAGAAUUACCAUCACACCAUAGAUGCACCGUACACCCUUCGGCUAGCAUCAGCUGAUUCCAGUGGACUUAUCAUCAUCUGGGAUGUAUGUGCAGCUUCAGAGAGAGCUAGUUUCUCAGAUGGCAACAAGCCAGUACAAGAUUUACAGUGGCUCUCUACCCAGGAUGCAUCACACGAUCUGCUUGUGGCGUUGCAUCCUCCCUAUAGCAUCGUGCUAUGGAAUGCGGAUACUGGCACUAAAUUAUGGAAGAAGACCUUUACAGACGUUCUGCAUUGCUUCUCCUUUGAUCCAUUUGAAUCUUCAAACCUUACAUUACUCGGGAAUGAUUGCAUCUUGUUCGUCAACGACUUCAGUGCAGCGAAACCACCCUCGAGCAAUGGAAAGAAGUUUUACAUCACCACGCCCAGUCCACAGACGACCAAUCAGAUGACAGGAGGCAUGGCAAGUGAUCGUCGAGGGAGUAGCGCGAGUGGAGCGAGAACGGCACUCAAGAGAGUUCGUCUUCUUGUAGGCGACAACAAAGCAAAACAAAGGUCAGUGAAUACCUCAGUGGAUGACCCCGAUAGUCAGGGAGUAAGCGAAUGCCUUCAGUUGUCUUACAUGAGAUCCAGACGCAAUCACCUACUUCUCUUGUAUGCCAGAGAGAUUUUGAUCCUUGAUCUCGCAAUCUACCAGACUGUUAGCGUGAUUCCGAUGGAAAGAAGUGGCUCUCCGUUUCAGCAGGUUUUUCCUUGUCGGCAACGUGAUGUAUUAAUGUGUUUACAUGACAAUGGGAGUAUAAGUGUGAGAGUCAGAAGGAGACUGGUCACCACAUCUCCGGGAGCACCUACCACACCAUCAGACCAGUAUCACGGUACACCAUCAGGUGGAGAGAUGAUCUUGGAAGGUCAGGAUAUGACCUAUGACUUACGAUGCCAGUCUGACCCUCUACGAGUCACCAAACACAUGCGUACCUUUGGUUUGGCUUGUAGUCCAGUCAGCGAGAGUCACAGCGCCCUCAUGCUGAGCGACGGCCGCAUUCUCUUCUGGUCGCUGAUGACUGUCGAUCACGACGCAUCGUCCAUGGGAAACAACCACUCCCAGCUUGUGCUAUCCCCGCUCCAUUCCCCUGGUCAAGCUUUCCCUCCGUCGCUCAACGGGGACUUUGAAUUCCUGCCGCCUCUUCUUGCCUCAAAACCAACUCAGAUACCGGCCCCAAAGACCUCCAUUGCAGACUUCCUGUGUCCUCCGGAUGUGGUUAUCGAUGGGGAUUUCAAACAUGGCCGUCAGGUUUUGCUCAAGUUUGUAAUGACUGGUCUCUCGAGUGGGAUAGCUGAUGUACCUGUAGUGAUCAGGAUGUGUCCGCCACUGACCACCAAGAAUGUCCAUUACUACAAGCCUCUCAUUACCAUAGGUACUUCAACUGGGUUAGUUCAAGUUUACAAUCUUACCACAGGGUCUUUGUACAGAGAAUACAACAUUCACACGACAUCUGUCAGAUGUAUCGAGUGGGUCAGUCUCACAAGUUUCCUGUCAGUGAGCUAUCCCAACCCAUCCAGUAAUGGAAUGGUCCGUAAUGAGCUACUGCUUCUGGACAUGCAGACGGGACGAACCAUACCGAUGAGAGAACACAAAGGAGACGAACCGCCCAUUGAGGCACUUAAGGUCUCACACCUCAAGCAGUAUCUUAUAGUCUUGUUCAAGGAGAAGCCAUUUGAGAUAUGGGAUUUAAGAACUGUGUGUCUCCUCCGAGAGAUGCCCAAGCAUUUCCCUAUCAUCACAGCACUGGAAUGGUCCCCAUCCCACCAUAAGAAGAAGUCUGCCAACGUUGAACAUCAAUCCAGCGGCAUGAGUUUAGAUGGAGUUUUGAUGGGGAGUACCAUCAAUCUCGCAGAGAGUAGCAGUGAGAACCGACCAGCAACGACAACCAUUAGGGAACAUUUCGUGUUUGCCGAGAUCAGUGGCGUCCUUCAUCACUUCUGGGUUGAGGGUAGCGUGGUCCACGAGGGCGCCAAACUGCCGUCGGAGAGCAGUCUGACAACAAUCAGCUGUAUUGCUUGGAAGGGCGAGACCCUGGUAAUGGCCGACUCUGAUGGCAAUCUUGGGGUGUGGGACCUAAAGGCCAAGAUCUCAAGGAAUUAUCCAACUCACAAGUCCAACAUCAAGAAGCUUAAAUUUGGUCCUGGGAAAGGGAAUCUGAAGCUGAUGUUUCUCUGGAAUGAUGGUGUGGACAUCUGGGAUUGUAGAGAGAUGCAAGCUCUUAGUUCGCUGAAAGGUGGGAAGGAUGAUCGUAAACCCGUGGACAUGGACUGGGCCGCGUCGGAUAAACCAGUCGUGCUUAGUGUGGAUGGGUGUCUGAGGGUCUAUGACGUUCAUCUGAAGACCUCAUGUUGGUCUAUUGCUGAUGCUGAAUUUGUUGAACCAGUAUUCUGCCCAUAUCUACUGUCCCCCAAGGCAGCCUUAGCCAUGAAAUACACAAUGCAGCACCAGCCUUGGAACAAGAAUUAUUCUCUUCAACUCACAAGUGAAUAUGAAACCCCCGACGACGAGAACAUCAUCAAGUCUGUGAACGAGCAGCUGAAGAUCAUGCCAAGUGACAUCAGACGUUUCCUCCCAGACUGUCCCCACGGCACGGCUCAGCGCUGCCUGCUGGCUGCAAGGCUCUUCGGCGAUGAGGCCGAAGCUGAAUUCUGGAACGUCGCCCUCUAUUAUCUGCGAGUGGAACGUGUCAAGAAGAGUCUCGGAAUGUCUAAAGAAGAUAUCCUCCAAGACGAUCCAUUGACUGAGUUUGGGAUAGAUCCUCCUUAUGAUCCAGCGGCCAACACACAGACGAGCGACUCCACCAAACCAAACCAAGUCACAUUGAGAGAGCUUCCACUGGACAUGUGUUAUGAUGUCCUCUGUGAUAAUGUCACCUUUAGGAAAUACCAGCUGGAAAGGAUCCUGUUGCAUGAUGGGAAGAGAACGACUUACGAGCAUACCAUGAAAUGUGUAGAGAACUUCAUUCUCCUGGGCCAGACUGACCGAGCUGUGCAGCUGCUCUUGGAGACGGAGCCAGAGAAUGAGAGUUACCUGUUGGAUCUGAUGAGGGCAUGCCUUUGUGCCACUGCCCAGGAAUCAGGGUCAUCGCAAAGCACCAUCAAACUGGUCGCUACCAGCCUCAUAGCAAAUGGAAAACUUGCUGAGGGAGUACAGUUACUGUGCUUGAUCAACAAAGGUAUUGAUGCUUGCCGAUACCUACAGACGUAUAACCAGUGGUACCAAGCUAUGUGGUUAGCCAAGGUACGUUUAAGUGACUCCGAGUGUAAUGAGGUCAUGAGAAGGUGGGUUGAGAACCUGUGCAGUCCCAAUGUAAACCAGAAGAGUAUAGCCUUACUUGGUGUCCUUGCCAUGGGGAAUUUCACAAAGGUCCUUCAAAUGCUACUCAGUUUGCAUUACUAUGACCGUGCGGCCAUGUUUGCCGAGGCCUGUAUAGAGUUUUCAGUACUUCCUGAGGAUGAUGAUACCAAGUCUCUGUUGGAGAGGGUGUUCCUGGAGUAUGCCCGCUACCUCCUCGCGCUGGGGAACAAGAAAGCCUAUGGUCACUACUGCAACAGGGCUGCGGAGAAAGCCGAGAAGGUCAUGCAGGAUAUGGAAUGGAUGGAAUGAAAGUCUCAACCUUCCAGAUCUCUACUCCACCCGCCAUCACCCAUCGUCCAUAAUUGAAUCCAUCAAAUACUGCAAUGUUGGGACCGUAAUCAUUACAUAUUGUCCUCAAAUCAUACGUAUUGUACAUAAAUCAUACAUAUUGUGCACAAAUUAUACAUAUCAUUCAUAGAUUUAUCUUGAAAAUUAAUGUAGCUUUGUAAGAAAGCAUACUGACUUAUGAUAGUGACGAUGAUAAGCCAUUCUUGUACAACACAUACACAUUAUAAUCUGUCAUCACCUUUUCGUAGUUUGAUUUAAUACUGUGAUGUGUUCACUCCUCUCUCUCUCUCCCUCUCCCUUUUUUCUAGACUCAUGCAACAGGAUUUAGAUCAUUGUCAUGCACUCACGCUGCCUCUCUGUUAACGAUAGAUCUCUUGAAAUGUAACCAUAUACACAACCUUGUACAAAUUAAACUAGAGGCCAAUAUCUAGGAUACAUCGAACUUAAGUUCUGGGUAACUUACCCUAGAAAUAAAGAUGUCUGGUACAUGACUCGUAGGUCCUCACGUUAGGCCUUGCAAACUGCAACUGCCAUCAUGAAUGGACUGACGGACAUGUGUCCUGUGCGUUUCACCUGUCUCUCU